Cheilinus undulatus (humphead wrasse) is the source of this 844-nucleotide messenger RNA. RefSeq names its product insulin-like 5a (gene insl5a). The transcript has 2 exons. The coding region runs from base 76 to 402 and encodes 108 amino acids. The record is from RefSeq and is a predicted model, not a curated record. Gene Ontology annotation, cellular component: extracellular region. Gene Ontology annotation, molecular function: hormone activity. Lineage: Eukaryota; Metazoa; Chordata; Actinopteri; Labriformes; Labridae.
GCGACAAGAGAAACCAGCUGCAAGAGCAGACAGAAGAGAUAAACCUCUUUGCAGACAGACAGACAGACGUCCAGGAUGCGUGCUCUGGUGGUGUUGCCUCUGCUGUUGUGUGCGGUGCUGCAGGUGGAGCAGGUGAGAGCAGAAGUGAAGGCGGUGAAGCUGUGCGGGCGAGAGUUCCUGAGGGCCGUGGUUUACACUUGUGGAGGAUCCCGCUGGAGGAGGUUCCUCACUGAGACAGACAUGGAGGUUCCAGGUUUGCCCACAGCUGAUCACAACAGUCUGGAGGAUCUGAGCAGCAGCACUUCUAUCUCUCAGCUGAGCAGACGGGACAUCAACAACAUCCUGACCACGGUGUGCUGCCAGGUGGGCUGCAGGAAGAGCGACCUCACCUUCCUCUGCUGAGGCUCAGCCCCUCUCUCACUCCUCUCAUUCUCACAGUGACCAAAGUGACUCUCAAUCUGAAUCCAUAUGCUGACGUUGUAAUUAUCAGUGUCUGCACAACAGCCCUGGCUGCUAUUUUACUGUUUGCUUUUCAGUGUUUUUGGUUUAUUUCUUUUUUGUAGAAGUGAAUGUUUAACAGUUGAGCAUCUGUGAACGUGUCUGAAACAUAGCUGGAUUUACAUGUACAACAAUGUAAGGAUGUCUGUCAUUGUAAUGUAAAUGAAGCAAUGGGAAUGAGGAGGAAAGCUAAAAUGCACUCAGGGAUGAUAUCCAAGCAGAGGACAGACCUGGUCACAGGUUUGUAACAUUCCCAUCCCUGCUUUGACGUAUUCAUAGGAAACUUUACUGUAUUCUGUUGUUUCAUGAUUUUUUUUGUCAAAUAAAUGUUCUGGCACAGGGCUUA